Molecule: messenger RNA, 1653 nt
Organism: Pleurotus ostreatus (oyster mushroom)
Lineage: Eukaryota; Fungi; Basidiomycota; Agaricomycetes; Agaricales; Pleurotaceae
Exons: 12
Coding region: 1-1653 (550 amino acids)
Cellular component (GO): extracellular region
Source: RefSeq, a predicted model, not a curated record
AUGUACACUUACGCCUUCAUCUACCUCAUUAUGGUCUUAGCCAUACCUGUGGGUAGCAUGCCCUCUCAUACGAAGCAGAAAUAUCGGCAUGGCUUCUACUGGGGCAAACCCAAUAAGAAUAUUAAUAUACAAGGCGCAAAGCUCAAACUCCCUGACUUGUCGGACCUUCCCGAUCUAUCAGACCUUCCUGACCUGUCUGACCUGAAGCCCAACAAAAGCAAAGAUACAGGACCGGUCGCGGAGACCGGUGACGACUGGAAGGACGGAGUGGUGAAAGGGCAUAAUACCUAUAGGAACAAGUACGGAGCCAAACCUUUGAGCUGGAGUGAUGAUCUGUACCCGGAAGCCGAGGAUUGGGCUAAACGCUGUAAUUUCGAGCACAGCUUCGGGGGCUUAUUCCGUAGCAACGGCAACGGGAAAUACGGCGAAAACUUGGCUGCGGGUGGAGGGCAGAAAUACGGGUUCCUUGAAGGUCUCACCGCCUGGAUGGAUGAAGCCAGUAUGAGUGUCAUCUGGAAGAACACAGACAAGGUUGCCUGCGCCAUCUCCGACUGUCCGGCUGGUACCGUCCUCUCGCAAAAUGCGAAGUUCAUCGUUUGUAGAUACAGCCCACCCGGAAAUGUCUUGGGCCAGUUUGCGAUACCUUCUACAUUAAGAUUGGACAUGGACUAUCCAUUUCUAGUCACAAACGCGCGGCCGCCAAGUAUUGCCUCGGGUAUCAAGAAGAUCAUAAAUGCUUAUGAUGAUCCGGGGCCAACCAUAUUGGUUGGUUUGCAUCCUCCGGUGUCGAAUAUACCUCCUCGUAGGUACCACAGAAGGAUGCUCCGGUCCAAUGGGCGUCGGCGCUCUUGCUUUGGGAGUACUCAAGGACCCGCUGAGCACAGGUCUUACUCGCCGCCAUACCCUGACGAAACAAGAGCGGCCCUUGCGUCCUCCCAUACAGAAGCAUCCUCGGAUGUUCCUUCGUACCGUUCACCCCUACUUCCUCAUUCCACUCCAAUACCGAUGCGCUGGUCUUCUGCACUCCUCUCAACUCUCACCCUGGCACUCGUGGCGAAGUCGCUGCCCAGCAGCGGCAUCAGCCAAGAAGUGUUCACGGUCGAUGAUUUCGAUCCUAGCCUCCCGGAAGCCGGUGAAAUCGUCUUCGAGCCUAUGCAUUUCGAUGCGGAGGGUUUCGAUAUCAGUGAAGGAGAAAUGGGCGCAGCUAUCUUCGCCGACUGGAAGACUGAAGUCGUGAAGCAACACAACGCUUACCGUGCUCAAUAUGGUGCACCAGCGUUGACCUGGAGCGAUGCUUUGUAUCCUGGCACCCAACAGUGGGCUAAUCAAUGCAAGUUCCAGCACAGCAACGGGCAAGGCAAAUACGGGGAGAACCUGGCUGCUGGAACUGGCGGUAGCUACGGUUUCUCGUCUGGUCUCAAGUCUUGGAUGGACGAAGCUUCUAAAUACGAUUACAAUCACCCCGGAUUCUCGCAGGCAACUGGGCAUUUCACUCAGGUUGUUUGGAAGAGUAGCAAGCAAGUCGCUUGUGCCAUCGGAAACUGCAGGGGCGGCACUAUAUUCCAGCAGCCAUCCAAGUAUGUUGUCUGCCGUUACACUCCACCCGGAAACUUCGCUGGCCGCUUCGCGGAGAACGUCGGACGCCGCAAGUAA